Xenia sp. Carnegie-2017 is the source of this 1593-nucleotide messenger RNA. RefSeq names its product A-kinase anchor protein 17A-like. Lineage: Eukaryota; Metazoa; Cnidaria; Anthozoa; Malacalcyonacea; Xeniidae. The record is from RefSeq and is a predicted model, not a curated record.
CAUAGACGAUAACGAACUUUAUUCUCUGCGUGUACCCCACGCGUGUCUCUAGUAAAUGUAAAACAUGGCUGCUCAAGUUUGUAAUGAUACAAGUGAUGCUGUAGCAUUAUGUCCUGAAAAAGGUCUUUAUUUAAAGCCAGUAACAAAGCUUACUAUUUUGGUAAGCUUACCAGAAAUACGAGAAGUCGGUACUACGAUAUCCAAUUGGGAAGUAAUGGAAAAAGUUAAAUCUAUGGUUGCUCCAGUACAGUUCAGUGUUUUGAAAGUGGUCGAAUCUUCUCUUUCAAAAAUCAAGUUCGAGGCAGAAGUAGACACUAAAUCACUGCUUUCUCGGACAAUUUCCAAACUAGAUGGAAACAUGAUAAAGUUGAGUGGACUUGCAGAUGCUUUAAAAGUACGAGCAAUUGAGGAAAAAUUAAAACAUCCAGUAAAACAUCAUUGGGAAUCUUACUUUAGAGAUGCAAAGAAUUUGAACGAAUGGAAACCAGGCGAAAGACCAGACACUAUUCACAUUAAAGGUUUGCCUUCGAAAUGGUUUAGCUGUGAAAGAUCUUGCAAUAAACCAGUGAAAGAGAUCAUUGUUUGUGUGUUUGAAAGGUUUGGUAAGAUACGAUAUAUUGAUGUUCCUUCUUUGGACCCGUAUCGAAUUCGUAUGUCCAAGAAACAACAACCAAACUUUCAAACAUUUAGUUUUGGCUCUGAGCUUCAUUUCGAAGUGUACAUACAAUACGAGGAGUCAGGGUUUGUUAAUGCAAUGAAGGGUUUGAAGGGGAUGAAAUUAUUGCUUAUGUCUGAUGGAAGUAAGGCAGCCACUGCCACUAUAUGGUUUGAUUUUGAUAAAACGUGCCAUUUAAGUGAAACUAACAUUCUCAAAAGAAAUGCGCAAAGACGGGGUUUGAUUGAGAAAGAUCGACUGGAAGAACUACGAAAAGCUCAAGAGAAGAAAGAGGCAGAAGAAAGAGAAGAAGAAAGGAGAAGAGCAGAACUAGAAACUGCUGAGUUGCUGAGAAAAAUGCAAGAAAAUCAACGCAAGAAAGAGGAACGAAGGAAAGUGAGGGAGGAAAGGAGACGACAAAAACGAGAAGAGAGAAAGAGACUGGAGAAGGAACGAAAACAAAGAUUGAAAAAAAUAGUGCUUGAAAAAGAAAGAAUUUCAAAAUUACGUGAAAAGCAAGCAAAAAACAUUUGCGAAGAUAUAUUUGAAAGAAUAGACACAAUGCUCACGGAGGAGAAGGAAGCCAGAAGGAAACGAGAGGAAGAAAUUGCCAUUUUGACACAAAUGAAAGAAAAGAAAGAAAAAUUAGAAAAACAAUUAAAGCAGAAAGAAAACGAACAGAAAUUGAAGAAGAAAAUGGAAGAAGAUGAACAGCAAUUGCGUACUAAACUUUUGAAAAACCUUCAAGUUAUGAGGGAAAGAAAAGCUGAAUUACAGAGAGAAAUAUUGCGUAAACAAAUCCAGGGAAAAAUUAAAAUGAUGUCUGUUAUUAAAACGAACACUUAAAUUUAUUGUUUUGACAUUUAUGACAACCUUUUACUGUUUGUUUUGUGGCGUAUUGUCUUUGCGAAUAAAAAAUUUCAUCAAUGAACUAUGAA